CAGAUUUUAACCUCAAUUCCGUCAAAUAACUGUUUAGUUAACAUGGUGUGUUUUACAGCAUUUCAAAUUUAUGCAAAACUUGACUUGCUCGUAUUUGGAUAAAAACCCUGAAAUGUGCUCAAGCUAUUCUUGACGACUUUUACGAAGUAACUCUGUCCCUUUUCUAUUCACAGAGUAUAGCGGUGCAUCCUUCCCAGUUGAUGUGGCGAGGACGUCAAAUGGCCUCCUCAUGAUAAGGGAACCUUGGUAAAGAAGAGCAGAUGCUUGAGGGAGAGCAGAGUUUUUUUAUUUUCACACGGGGGAAAGGGGAUGAAAUGGAUGAAAGAGUGGCCCACAUUAAAGAAGAGGACUGUGAGUGGGGCACACCGGAGAAGUUGCUUGUGAAAGAGGAGGAUUACGAAAGAAGAAUUUCCGGCUGCAAAGAGGAGGAGGAGGAGGAGGAGGAGGCUGCUGACAUUAAAGUUGAGGAUUCUGAAGGUCUCUCUGUUAGUCUCGAACUACAAAAGUAUGAAACUGGGAAUGUUUUCAAGCUAGACAUUUGCGAGGAAUCUCAUUCCGCUUUACAGCCCUGGUUGUCUAAUAAGGGACAACUGUCUACCCAGCAGGAUUUGGUGAAAGGGAAAUCCAAGUUUCCGGAGUCUGCAGAAGCAAUCAAGGAAGGAAACGGGACAGAAGCAGAAGAGCAGCGGGUGUCCGGGAGUGCAGGAACACGUUUUGAGGAGAAUGGCAGCUUCCCCACGCCUUCAUUUGGUCAGACCCCUCUCCAGUACAGACUGCAACAUCAACAGGAAAAUGAGAAGAUGAAGAAGUCAACAAGAGGAUCAGAAAAUUUGACAGCAGCCUCUUUACAGUGCAGUUCUCCUACUGCUGCCCCACAAGCACAGGUAGAAGCCAUCAACACUGAACAACAACAAAUGCAGAAGCCUGUUGGAAUUCAACCUGGACAGAAACCUUACUGUUGCUCUGAAUGUGGCAAGCGAUUUUCACACAGCAGUAAUUUUAACACACAUAAAAGAAGUCAUACUGGAGAGAAACCUUACUGCUGUUCUGAAUGUGGGAAACGAUUUUCACACAGCAGCAAUCUUCAUAAUCAUAAAAGAAUCCAUAGUGGAGAGAAACCUUUUGCUUGUUCUGAGUGUGGCAAACGCUUCUCACAAGUAAGCCAUCUACAGGCCCACACGAGAAUCCACACUGGAGAAAAACCUUAUAACUGUUCUGAAUGUGGCAAGCGGUUCUCACAAGUAAGCAACCUUCAGGCCCAUACAAGAACCCACACUGGAAUAAAACUUGCUGCUGUCCUGAAUGUGGCAAACGAUUCACCCAAAAUAGCUCUGUUAAGCAACACACAUGAAUACACCCUGGAGUGAGGUUCACUCUUACCUUGACAGUGUUCACAUCAAGAAAAGUCAUCUGACAGUACAAAAUGUGGGAAAAGUCUUUUUUAAAAAUAAGAGUUGCUGCUUUUUGUGAAUUGGGGUCAGAAGAUGAUGGUGAUGGUAAUGAUUAUAUUGAUGAAAACAUAGUGGGAAAAAAAAACAAGGGCAUUUGGGGGUCUCAAGAACACAUUGGAGGAGGAGGUGAAGCGCCAUGCUGUCAUAACAUCUAAAGUUUUCUUACUGAGGGACCCUUUGGAAGUAGUCAUCCACAGCUCUGGAUGUCGAAAUGGGGUGUCCUACUCCUGAGGUGUUGCCAGGAGGGCAUUACAGGAAGCCAGUGCUGGCCAGUUUCUCCAGUGCAAGCCUUUUUUAUGUCACUGCCAGCAAUGCCUCAUUGGGCAUUUUGAACUUGGACUGGUGCUGGGUCUCAGGUCCACAGGACAGAUGUCACCAGUUUGUCCUCCAGCGGUACUCAAAGUUAGAAGAGGAGAAAUACAAACACUUCUUUGCUUUAAGGGCUGGAGCUCACUGAGAAAGUCUGCCACCCUCUUCCUUAUGGAGCCCAACACCCACUACGUCUCCUCCUCACCUCACUCUUCAAUUAUCAAAUGGACAGACAAAAAGAGAAAGUUUGGGCCAAAUCACCUCCUUGUCCAUAGGCCGAAUGCCCACUCGGCCAAGCUGGCCUGGCAUUGGAGCUUCUCCUGUAUUGGCCGGAGCACACCAUGUCCUUCCAUCAGCUCAUGCAGUCUGCCCUGCCUCAAAGUGGGAGGUCCACAGCUGGAACUACUUUGCCAAGAAGACUGUCUCUACCCUCUAUGCCCCUGUGGCCAGCACUGUGUCUCUGUCCCGUACCUCGACGUCACUACUUGCCAUGGAGUGCUCAUUGCCACAAGCUAUGCCCAGCAAUACUCCAUUAGUUUCACAUCUCGCUGGGUGAAUUUAUUGAGUGCUGGUGAGGAUGUAACCAAAGAGAUAUCUUCAGAACUGGUGGUGCCACCAUGAGGGUGCAACCCUGUUUUCAGGAGCGAAAUUUACCUCUUCAUCCUCCUAUUCUCGCUCAAGGCCCCAAUUACACCCAUGCCAAUGCAUUCUGGUGCCUACAGUAUUUAUUCACUCACUUGGUUGUGAAGAGCCACGUGGCUGUGGAACUCCUCUGCUGCUCCCAAGCUCAAAUUCAGUAGUGGAUUACGCUCUGCCAUCUCUGUGCCAGCCAUGUGGUCAAGUGACAAUGACCCCAGCCUGCUCUCAGCCGAUAGGACUCCCAUGGCAUGCUUCUCCGCCGCUCUCAUCCUCGUAAUACAGACAUUCUUGAUGACGCGCCACUUGACAACGUGAUGCUUCUGGCCAGGAUUGGGUGUGCCGUCUUUUGCAUGCCCCCACUCCCUCGAGCCUGCAGAGCUCUGGCCAGCCUGCAAAGGUGACAUGCUUUAUAGGGGGACAGACAGAUGUGUGACCAGCCCAGCCACCGGCAUUCCAUUUUAUGUAUACUUGAGCACCUCUAUGAAUGAUUUAAGGCAGUCAGUGACAACUGGCUUGAGCAGGGCGGCUGGGUCGGGGUUGUGAGCUGCUUUGCUCGCAAAAAAUGGCAGCUGAUGAUGGAUUUGUGUGGCAUGCAAGCCAAUGUUAGAGAAAAAAAUGUUUCUGUAAAUAACAAAUAGUUUUGAGUCGUCAUUACAAAUUGAAUUCACAAUGGACGUCCUUCAUUGCAGCUGGCCACUGGAGCCAUGCCAUGGGACCUGCAGAGGUCUCUGUAUAGCAGGACUGGUUAGUCUUAAGAGAACGGCCCCUUUUAUCAUGCAGUUCAUUUGCUUAUGACAGUGAGGAAGCAUUUCAAUUACACCAAUCAGCACACAGAUAAACAACACAUUCCUUAAACAUCCCCAGGCCACAAACGCUUC
Molecule: messenger RNA, 3277 nt
Organism: Erpetoichthys calabaricus (reedfish)
Lineage: Eukaryota; Metazoa; Chordata; Cladistia; Polypteriformes; Polypteridae
Product: zinc finger protein 45-like
Exons: 2
Coding region: 261-1367 (368 amino acids)
Biological process (GO): regulation of transcription by RNA polymerase II
Molecular function (GO): RNA polymerase II cis-regulatory region sequence-specific DNA binding; DNA-binding transcription factor activity, RNA polymerase II-specific
Source: RefSeq, a predicted model, not a curated record